This is a messenger RNA of Phaedon cochleariae (mustard beetle), 330 nucleotides long. NCBI's taxonomy places the organism in Eukaryota, Metazoa, Arthropoda, Insecta, Coleoptera, Chrysomelidae. The record is from the annotation of a GenBank genome assembly.
AUGGUAAUGUGUCAGAAGAAGAGUACACAUCACAUAUUGCUGGGAAAGAUCGAGCAAGAACUGAAAAAGAUAAUGAUAAAGGAAAAUCCCAAAGAGGUUAAAGAAGCCCAUUGGGAGGUACUUGCCGAAGCCAUGGUAGAAAAUUCACUGAUUGCAACCGGAGAACUUGUGAGGUCGAAUAGGAAUUAUGAAAAAUUAUGGAUGCAGACUGCCAACAAACUGAAUUCGUCAGAACUGGGCACUAGAACUACGGAGAAGUGGCAGAAAAAAAGGACUGAUUAUAAAUAUAAUUUGAGAAGGAAAGCAGCCGAAAUCAGAAACAGAAUGUAA